This is a messenger RNA of Aedes aegypti (yellow fever mosquito), 2725 nucleotides long. RefSeq lists its product as uncharacterized. Lineage: Eukaryota; Metazoa; Arthropoda; Insecta; Diptera; Culicidae. The transcript is spliced from 6 exons. The record is from RefSeq and is a predicted model, not a curated record. Bases 180 to 2327 code for a protein of 715 amino acids.
CGUGAGAUUUCAUUCAGUCAUUGGCGUGCGAGAAAAAUAUGUGGCCAUCUUACAUAUUAAAUGUUCACAAAUUUAUGUAGGUUUCAGUUUUUUGUCCUAUUUUUUUCCUUUGGGUGGACGUCCCGAAGUCCUGUGGUCUAUGGAAAACAUUGAUUGCGUAAAAUAUUAAGAUUCUGAUAAUGCCGCAUACUUUGACUGAAAUGGAUAACGGUAGUUGCAAAAACAUGGUGUCCAACCUGCCAUUGCUUUUCGCUGGAGGUUAUCCUACAUCACUGGAGAAGAUCACAGAAACUCAAUUAGAGAAAUUUAUUCCGUUUAUGGUACAGUGCUCUCUGGGAUACAUACAUAUACCUGCUCUAGAGGAAUACAGUGAACCGGAAUGGUGGCCGGCGGAUCUUGAAUUCGUUAUUCCAUUUUGUCGGCCCAAGUCUUUCAGAGGGAUAGCGUCAGACCUUUGCCGACUUAUUUUUCUCACCAAUCUCCUUUUGGCACGGAUAUCCUUGUGGUCGAACCGCACUAACUGGCGAGAAUUCUGGGCAAGCACACACCACACUUCCAAGAACUGGCUGGAGAAAAUGAGGGAAUUGGUGGUCAUUUGUUAUUCCUUCCAUAAAUGUGUCUUCCUUCUAAGAUUUUGUACCGACUUGGCAUCUUAUGAACCAGCAACAUUGAGAUUCAUCAACAACUAUAAUUCUACUACAUCUCUCUACCAGCGACACUCAAAAAAGCUGCUUGUUACAUUCCGAAAUGAAAAUAUGCUUUAUGAUCAACCACCACAGACAUCUGGUCGAAAAUGUCUUCUCCCAAAACAAAUUAAUUCAGUGCAAUCAGAUUUACAACAAGAACAAAUGGUGGAACCGGCCUUUUUUGAUAUUUACCUGUGUGACGAUUGCGACGCAGAGCUCUACUCCUUUGACGCUUAUGUGGAACACGAGAAAAUUUGUAUCAACCAAAAGGCAAUUCAGGAAGAAAGUGAAGAUGAUGACGUCAUAUUUUGUGGCAGCGAAGUCUUACCAACCCCAAUGCAACAGAAUGAACAAAAAUCACAUACUACGGAACAGACUAUGUCAUCUUUUUUGAUGAAUUUCAACCUGUGGAACGGAACCAGUCACAUUGCCCGUCGGACGACUAGCACCGGCAUCAACCCAAACAACAACAUACUCGAUGGAUCUCCUGAAAAGCUUCGGCGUCUUCCGAGACGAACCAGAGGUGUCAUAACGCUUUCGAAAUGUACAUCGAUACCACUUUCAUCUCCGUGCGGCCAGUUCUUGCUCAAAAGCACAAAGACAGUUAUGUCGAUAGAUUAUCAAAUGGAGCGAUUAGAGCGACUGGAACGAUUUUGCUUUGCUCCUGCGCUUUUAAAGCAAGGCACGACGAUAACUAACCGUCCGAAGUGGAUGAAUAGAAGUAGAUUAAAUACGAAUGUUUCGGUAUCAUAUAAAAGAGGAUUUGACGAAAAUGAGCCCUACCACUGUUACAAAGUUCCUCGUCGACAAUUUUCUACUGCAUGUAAGAAACGCAAUUUUAAUUUUUAUAACAAGUUGUUGAUCAAUGGAUGCAAACCCUGUGCUGUCAAGCUACAGAGAUUGACUGCUGAAGAAAUCGAGAACAGAAAUAUUGAUAUUAGACUACAGAAAUUAAAUGUUGCAAGAACAUUUGCAUUAAGUCAUCAACAAUCCGAUGUGCAAGAUAAAUUGAAACAUAUAGUGGUGGACUGUAUAGACCUAUGUUCUUCAGAUGAAGAUGACCUUUGUAUGAAAAAUAGUGGUAACAGUAGUAGUAGCAUUAUCGCAAUAGACAGAGUAGCAAUCACAGCUGAUAGUUUAAAGCCUAAAUGUCAAAAUAAACUAAGCGAUCCAGGGAACAUUAUUGAAAUGAACCCAUGUAUACCGUUCUUGAACAAAUUUGGUAAAUGUUCAUCGAAUCCCUUAGUUUCAUCUAUGAAUCUAAUACCUAGCUUACAAGCCACAAGUCCGGAUACGUUUGCGUCAAACGUGGAACCCAUAUGUUCGAAUAUGUUGUUACAAAAUUCAAUUUGUGCAACUGAAACGUCAACUGACAGUAACAUCGUUUUGUCGAAUGUAGAAAAUUUGACAGAAGUGAUAGAAAACCGUGUUAAUGAUUGGCUAAAUAAUUCUGCAGCACAAACAGAAAACGUAGCCCUCACAUCUCCGCCCCAUUUGGUUAUAACAUCGGCUACUUCGUUGGCCAAUUCAAGCACAUCGAAUAUUACUAACAACAAUGCCUCCAAAUCAAUGCCAUCAUUAACGAAAUUAGCAAAAUCAUCUAGUGCUGUAAACAGUGAAAAUCUAUUGCCUUUGAUUUGAAUUCAAAUAAUUUAUCCUAUUCUGUAAUUGUUAGGAGCAAAAUGUUCAGACUUCAACUGACGGCGCAUGCCAAAAAGACUGAUUACUUACAAGUAAUGCAAAACGAAGCGGGGUGUAUAUUUUAUAGCAUUGUGGUAGUUCAAUAAAGAAGAACAAGCUGCCAAUUCUAUUUGUUUUCAGCAGUCUUUUUGAUAUGCAGUGUCAUUAUUUGUAGUUUAGAUAUAGUUUGUUUUACAUUUCCAAUGAUGUACUUUUUAUUACUAAAUUCCUAUCGACCCCUUAUAUUGAAUUGAAUUGUAUUCAACAUUUGGUAACCAAAAACAUGAUGUAGUUUAAAUUUUUAAUUUAAUAUAAUUUCAACCUUCCAUGCAAAACUGUAAUAAAUGAAGAAAUACGUA